UUGCGAUUGGAUACCCAUGGUGACUUCACUAGCAGUGGCACUUCCUAAUCGCCUCUUCUCAUACAAAUCUUCUACUUUCUCUUUUCCUACUUUACUUACACAUGUGUCCCAGCCGAGGCCAGCGAGCAACAUGUCGGCCAUUCUCUCCGCCGACGACUUGAAUGACUUCAUUAACCCGGGUGUCGCGUGCAUCAAGCCCGUCGAGACUCUUCCCAAACAGCAACCAACCGAGUUCGACAAUCCUUACGAAGUAACCACCGAAGAGAAAGUCGAUUCGGGCUCCCUACCACCGCCCGCUCAGAUCUCUCUAACCGAUUGUCUGGCAUGCUCGGGGUGCGUCACUAGUGCAGAGGCAAUUCUGGUGUCGUUGCAGAGUCAUGCAGAGGUGCUCGAUACGUUGGACAAAUAUCCGGAAGCCACGAUUCCCACUGCAGGCAACGGAGCUGCGAGUACAGAUGGACAAGGCAAGAUCUUCAUCGCAAGCAUCAGCCCUCAGGCACGGGCAAGCCUCGCUGCAACAUACGACAUAUCAGAAAGAGAUGCGGGCUACAUGAUUAGCCAAUUGCUCAGCGGACCAUUGGGAGUGAGAAGUGGAGGCAAGAACAAAUCUGGCUUUUCUUGGGUGAUCGAUACGAAUGCCAUGCGGGAGGCAACCCUUGUUGCCGCAGCGGACGAGGUUGAUCAGCUGCAGGAAGGCCAGAAGAAACCUGUCAUUACAUCUGCUUGUCCAGGUUGGAUCUGCUAUGCUGAGAAGACCCAUUCCCAUAUUUUACCACAUCUCAGCAGGCUCAAAUCGCCUCAGGCACUGACUGGCGUGCUUGUCAAAUCAGUGCUGGCAAAGAAAUACGGAAUCGAUCCGAGCAACGUCUGGCACUUGGCGAUCAUGCCAUGUUUCGACAAGAAACUCGAAGCUUCGCGUAGUGAGCUCACUUCUCACACAUGGCAUGGUCAGAGUGGCGAUGCUGUUCGUGAUGUUGAUUGCGUUAUCACGGCACGGGAGCUACUUAUGCUCGCUGAAAGCAGGGACAUCAGCUUUCCCGGUCUUCCCAAACAUCCCGUCGCAGGUUUGCCAUCGUUCCCAGAGCCUAGGCUGAACGAGUUCCUUUUCGGAAGCCAGAGGGGGCAAAAGCGCAAGCGUCAGGACACUGCUGCUAUCGGCACAUCAGGAGGCUAUCUUUGGCACAUACUGAAGACGAAGCAAGCUCGUCAUGCCGGUUCACAAAUCACUGUAAAGCGAGGGCGUAACCAGGAUGUCUCCGAGUACAGUAUUGUCGAUCCUGACGGAACUGCGAUCUUCAAAGCUGCUCGUUACUACGGUUUCCGCAAUAUUCAGAACCUGGUUCGAAAGCUGAAACCGGCGAAGACAAGUCGCCUGCCUGGUGCCACGACAGGUCGUAAAGUUGGAGUGAGCCGUCGUCCUGGAGCCGCGAAAGCUGGUGGUGAUUCCGAUGAUUACGCUUAUGUCGAAGUCAUGGCGUGCCCUGGUGGUUGCACGAAUGGUGGUGGCCAGAUCAAGGUGGGGGAUGUUGCGAUCCUGCGCCAAGUGGGUGGCACAGGCAUCGAGAAUGGCGGUUCACAAGAGAUGCUGCCACAACAACGGGAGUGGCUAGCCAAAGUCGAUGAAGCAUACUGGAGCGCUGAGUCGAAUGACAGUCCUGCGGAUGAUAGUGAGGUUCGGACUGAAAGUGACGUGGAGCAUUCGCCUGCUCGAGACUCUGUCAUGUCCGGCGUGGAAGACAAUCCAGAUAUGGUGGAUGGCAUAUACCACGCCCACAUUCACGAUAUUAUGAAACACUGGUCAACGAUAACUGGCAUAGACCUCGACACACUUAUGACAACGACCUACAGAGUUGUGGAAAGCGAUGUCGGCAAGGAUAAACCGGGGGGAGAUGUCGAGCGUGUCAAUGCUCUCGCCGCCGCUGCCGGUGGCGGAUGGUAAAGUCAUGUGAAUGGAUUAUGUAUUUGAUGAAGUACGAUCACAAUUCAACGCAUAGACCGAACGCACUACUCCGGCCUGGGCAUGUGACAGCGCUGAGAUUGGUCGGAUGUGCAUUCGAAAUCAGACCAU
Molecule: messenger RNA, 2068 nt
Organism: Cercospora beticola
Lineage: Eukaryota; Fungi; Ascomycota; Dothideomycetes; Mycosphaerellales; Mycosphaerellaceae
Gene: NAR1
Product: iron-sulfur cluster assembly protein NAR1
Biological process (GO): iron-sulfur cluster assembly
Cellular component (GO): cytosolic [4Fe-4S] assembly targeting complex
Source: RefSeq, a predicted model, not a curated record